AUGUUUCCAACACCAACUAAUCCACGUAUCCAGCCUUCUACAGAAGAAGUCAGUUGGUUGGUACCUUCCAUUAGCCUUGAGGAUGUGGAGGGGAAUCCUCCAAUUGACCUUUGCUGCAUGUUCUGCUUUGAUGGAGAUUAUGCCAAAACUGCAGCUAAAAUGGAAACAACAAAGAUCAUACUUCCUCCUUCUAUCUAUGAACCUGAUCCUGACAAGAAAGAUGUUACUCUAGACUUGAUCAUCGACAAAGCUAUGAAACAUUCUGACACAACUCUUAUCAAAGGCAAGAUUGACAAAACUGUUGGCAAUGAGAUUCACUACUAUUUACUUUGUGAAUGCAAGCGAAAAUACUACAGUCAACGGGGCGCCACAACAUCGGCAAAAGAGAACCAAAAGGAAAACUUUAGACAGGAUAGAAUAGUCGACAAGGGGAAAGGUAGUCGAGGUCCAGAUGGGAGGAGCUUUCCCCGCAGAACCGAGACAUCUAAGCCCCACAAAAAAUGCCCUGUUGAAUUCAAAUUGAGGUUGAUCCCUGGCCAGUACUGGUACUUCAAGAGAACUCGUAAGGCACUGGGUAUUCACAACCAUUCUCGAACUCCAUUUGUUGACAAACAUAGAAGAAUGAAAACCUACUCGCAGGAAGAAUUGAAUCUGGCCCAAACGUAUAGCCAAAUCUGUCCUGCCGGUGCCGCAAUGGCUUUGACUAGCAAGGCAACUGGCACCCUAGCACCUUCCAAAGAUCAGCUCCGUUACAACAAGUCUCCCACUUCUAACAAACCUGUAUCCCAAUCCCAGGCUCUUAUCGAGUACCUCAGGGAGCAAGUAUCUUUGAAGAAGAUGAGAUUCGUUGCAUUGUAUCACGAGGUCACUGAGACAAGUUUGCUAAUCAUUUCAAAGGCCAGCAUGAAUAGGAGGGCUCAACAGAUGAACAAUGAGGGUGUCUUUGAUGAGGACCUGGAACAAGCUGAAGAUAUACAGCUCACCUAUGAGGACUCCAGUUCCACUGUCCAGCAGCUGAGACUUAAGUCAGCUGCAGAGAAGGUUGGUAUUGCAGAGGCACUAUUGGCCAUGAAGCAAGAUAUGCAAGUGGGCAAAAAGGUGUUCCUUGCUUGUGCCUGGUGCACUGAAGAAGAGAGAAAACUGUUUCAGAAGUAUCCAGAAGUUCUUAUGGUUGAUGUAACGUUUCAAACAAACAAUCAGGGAAGGCCUCUGUUUACAAGUUGCUCACCAGGCAGGGACAUGUUCUUCUUCACACCAUUAAGGGCCUACUUACCUUCCCAAUGUAGGUGGGUCUUCAGUUGGCUGUUUGGAAGUGCCAUACCAUUGUUACUUGGCAUGUACUCUCUUGCAAGAACUCAGCUGGUGCUCAGUGACGGUGACCCAAACAUCUAUCUAUCGUUUGAAGAACACCAGCCCAAAGACGAGUGA
Messenger RNA from Seminavis robusta, 1428 nucleotides. NCBI's taxonomy places the organism in Eukaryota, Bacillariophyta, Bacillariophyceae, Naviculales, Naviculaceae. The record is from the annotation of a GenBank genome assembly.